Molecule: messenger RNA, 2700 nt
Organism: Lachancea nothofagi CBS 11611
Lineage: Eukaryota; Fungi; Ascomycota; Saccharomycetes; Saccharomycetales; Saccharomycetaceae
Source: the annotation of a GenBank genome assembly
AUGGUUUCGCUAACUAAAGCAUUCCUAUCGGCGUUUUGCCUCGCGGGAACAGCAUUUGCUAAAUACUCCAAUGCCAGUUCCACAUCCGUUACUGCAGUACCCAAGACUACGCCGACAGCUUUUUUUUCUACUGUGCAUCUAAUCGACUCCUACACAGGAACCAAUGUGUCAAAUGACAAAGAGCACUGGUUCAUGGUUCAGGCCGAACUAUACGUAUCAGCUGAGUUCGAUGGCGAACUUUACUUAACCGCACCCCAGCAACUUCAAAAUUUCCCUCAAGGAUCAUUUGAUUUGUUGCAAAAUGAGAUAUCUGUUGGAUCAGUCUCAUACAAUUCAUCCAAUGUUUUCACAAUAAAACCCAAGUUGUCGAGCGAAGACCGUUCCGCCACUUUCAAUGUCCUUGCAACCCUUUCUGACGAUUUUAAAAACUCGAUCAGCAAUCCAGAAACAUUCGAUUUUGAGUUUCAGACAGCUCCAGGAUCUAUUGUGGAGAAGAUAAGCUUUGUUGCACAAGACUUGUCAGCAUCUCAAACAAACGCUCGAGUUGAUGAGCAUAACAAAAUCACCUACACUGUGAACAUUCCCUUGAGCGAAUACCCUGGUGCGUUUAACUUUGCAGCCUCAUUUUCAGCUUCAGAAGCUUACGAGUUUGAUACCUCCCUUACGAUGGUUCAAGUAGUCGUUGACACAGACGCUUUCAACCAACCUACGAAGGCAAUCAACCUAACUGCAGUGAGAGAUACAUCUGACGAAUCUUCAAUCAACCUAAGCUUAGAAUCGCGGAUUAGCGGUGGAAAAUCGAUUCUUAUCACAUAUGUCACAACAUCGAUCUUGGACGCUAUUGCAGUUGAUACUGUGGCCACUUUGAACUACCCUACAUUGUCGAGUUACAAAAGGGAUAUUUCGAUUAUGUUCGAGGACCAUGUAGUACUCAAAACUAGCGCCAACCUCAACAAUUUUGGCGAGGAAGUCAACGUUUACACUGGGUCUGGUUUUUUCCCUACAGUCACUGCAAUCAACUCCACUACUGCUUCCUCAAACACUGUUCCAACCAAUGGUACUUCAACUUUCUUCACAAUCACUUCAACCACCAAUGGAACUGGCGGUGAGGUCACACCGGUCCCUGCUAAUGGUAGCACUACAGUUAGCGUAUCGCCUUCGUUGGUGAGCUCAUCGCUUUCUUCUAACAGCAGCGUGAUUAACAGCUCCAAGUCUGCUCCAGCAAACGGCACCUCAAUAGAUUCGGUAACCUCUGCUUCCAACUUCAGUACCACUUUGAUUACUCCAGCUCCAGUAAAGAAUGAGAGUGUCUCUAACAACGGCUCAUACACCUCUAAUAGCAAUGGAGCAGUUUUGACAUAUACCGUUGUGACACGAACCAGCAAUGGCCAAUACGAAGUCUACACCAGUUUUUUCCCAGUUGCGACUUUAUCUGCUCAAUCCCCAGCGAGCGUUAGUAAGUCUGUCUCUGAAACUUACUAUAUUGUCAACUCGACCGUCUCUUCUACAAAUGCCAUCCCUACCCAGACUGUUUUCACCAGGGUUAUCAGUGGCGAAAUUGUCGUUUACACGUCUCUGGUUCCCGUUGCGACUUUGAAUAGCAGCAUUAGUAGUCAAUCAUCUUUGUCGACUUCCAAAAAAGUGCAGUCUACGCAAAACAGCAGCAGCACACAGCAUUCGAACAAAUCAAAUUCCUCUGGAGUACAGUCCGAAGAGCUGUCGAAACACCAAUCUCAACUGCAUGUAUCUCCAACGAACCCAUCCUCAGCCUCCAAUAUGAAGCCUUCAAAAACCACCGAGUACUACACCAGCGAAUACAUAACUAGUAAGGUGUUAACGACUACUAGUAAUGGAAGGGUGCUAGAGUACACCAGUUGGUUCCCUGUCACGACUGUAUCAUCUACGAUAUCAAGUUUAAAUCUUUUCGAAACCGCCAGCUCCAGCACACCAUCUCCUUCAUUGAGUGCAUCCCAGCUAUCCAACAUCAGAAAAUUGACUGCAUCCGUGGUCACUAAAACGAAGGGUGGUAAGGUUUCUAUUUUCACGACUAUGGUGUCUGUUGGAACUGAACUGACCUCAUCGACAUCUCUGAGCCAAACUUUUUCAGUAGCGCCAAUCACAAGUCAAACAAACGCUAUUGGUAAACCUCAUUCUCUAACCAUCGUUGUUGACACUGCACAAUCUACACAAGUCUCUUCCUCUUCCAGGACAGGUGUUUCUGCAAAAACCUCUCAGUCGGUACAAGAGCAAUUGAUAUCCACCUCAUUAUCUUAUAUUGGUGCUUCAUCUUUUGCCGACGCCUCCGCAAGUCGAACUACCUUGACUUCUGUUAGCAAAUCAACUGCGCUUGCAACUAGAAUUUCUGCAGAUAUUUUGCAAUCAACACAAGACGCUGUUAUUUCCACUUCUUUAAUUCCCAUCGGUGCAUCAAGUCAAUAUAGUGCUGCGGGUGGUCAGGCAUCUACGGCUGUUAGCUUGACAAGUAAUUCUAUGUCUGGCCAAAGUCACGUCUCAUCAAAUCAAGAAUCUACUGGUAGUAGUUCAACCCUUUCCGGCUUAGCAGACGUUAGCCUCCAGACUCAAACAGCUCUCAGCACAGCUUCUUCUACACCUUUUAUUUCAACCUUCGAUGGAGCCGCAUACAGACUGCAAAGUGGAAUGAUGAGUAUAGUUAUUGGUGUCUUUGCAUGCUUACUGUGA